This is a messenger RNA of Ochotona princeps (American pika), 2384 nucleotides long. It is a transcript of the gene TRPV3, whose product is annotated as transient receptor potential cation channel subfamily V member 3. Bases 1 to 2376 code for a protein of 791 amino acids. Lineage: Eukaryota; Metazoa; Chordata; Mammalia; Lagomorpha; Ochotonidae. The transcript is spliced from 17 exons. The record is from RefSeq and is a predicted model, not a curated record. Gene Ontology annotation, biological process: calcium ion import across plasma membrane. Gene Ontology annotation, molecular function: calcium channel activity; protein binding. Gene Ontology annotation, cellular component: membrane.
AUGAACGCCCACACCAAGGAGAUGGUGCCACUCAUGGGCAGGAGAGCCACCAUUGCCAGUGGGAACCCUGCCAUCCUGACGGACAAGAGGCCAGCUGAGGUGACCCCCACCAAGAAGAGUGCACACUUCUUCCUGGAGAUAGAAGGUUUCGAGCCCAACCCCACCGUGGCCAAGACCUCUCCCCCCAUCUUCUCCAAGCCCAUGGACUCCAACAUCCGGCCUUGCCUCUCUGGCAACUGUGAUGACAUGGACUCCCCCCAGUCCCCACAGGACGAUGUGACAGAGACCCCAUCCAAUCCCAACAGUCCCAGUGCAAACCUGGCCAAGGAGGAGCAGAGGCGGAAAAAGAAGCGGCUGAAGAAGCGCAUCUUCACGGCUGUGUCAGAGGGCUGCGUGGAGGAGCUGCUGGAGCUGCUGGCAGAGCUGCAGGAGCUGUGCAGGCGGCGCCGUGGCCUGGAUGUGCCUGACUUCCUCAUGCAUAAGCUGACGGCCUCGGACACGGGCAAGACCUGCCUGAUGAAGGCCCUGCUCAACAUCAACGCCAACACCAAGGAGAUCGUGCGCAUCCUGCUCACCUUCGCCGAAGAAAAUGACAUCCUGGAGAGGUUCAUCAACGCCGAGUACACGGAGGAGGCGUACGAAGGCCAGACGGCGCUGAACAUCGCCAUCGAGCGGCGCCAGAGAGACAUCACCGCGGUGCUCAUCGCGGCGGGCGCCGACGUCAACGCGCACGCCAAGGGGGUCUUUUUCAACCCCAAGUACCAGCACGAGGGUUUCUAUUUCGGCGAGACGCCGCUGGCCCUGGCGGCCUGCACCAACCAGCCCGAGAUCGUGCAGCUGCUGAUGGAGAACGAGCAGACGGACAUCACCUCUCAGGACUCCCGCGGGAACAACAUUCUGCACGCUCUGGUGACGGUGGCCGAGGACUUCAAGACGCAGAACGACUUCGUGAAGCACAUGUACGACAGGAUCCUGCUGCGGAGUGGCAGCUGGGAGCUGGAGACCAUGCGCAACCACGACGGCCUCACGCCGCUGCAGCUGGCUGCCAAGAUGGGCAAGGCCGAGAUCCUGAAGUCCAUCCUUGGCCGUGAGAUCAAAGAGAAGCCGCUGCGGGGCCUGUCCAGGAAGUUCACCGACUGGGCUUAUGGGCCCGUGUCCUCCUCGCUCUAUGACCUCACCAAUGUGGACACCACAACUGACAACUCCGUGCUGGAAAUCAUCGUCUACAACACCAACAUUGAUAACCGGCACGAGAUGCUGACCCUGGAGCCGCUGCACACGCUGCUGCACAUGAAGUGGAAGAAGUUCGCCAAGUACAUGUUCUUUCUCUCUUUCUGUUUCUAUUUCUUCUACAACAUCACCCUGACGCUCGUCUCCUACUACCGCCCCAGGGAGGAGGAGGCCCUCCCGCACCCCUUGGCCUUGACACACAAGAUGGGGUGGCUGCAGCUCUUGGGGAGGAUGUUCGUGCUUAUCUGGGCCACGUGCAUCUCUGUGAAAGAGGGCAUUGCCAUCUUCCUGCUGAGACCUUCGGACCUGCAGUCCAUCCUGUCGGAUGCCUGGUUUCACUUUGUCUUUUUUGUCCAAGCUGUGCUUGUGAUACUCUCUGUCUUCUUGUACUUGUUUGCCUACAAAGAGUACCUCGCCUGCCUCGUGCUGGCCAUGGCCCUGGGCUGGGCGAACAUGCUCUACUACACGCGGGGGUUCCAGUCCAUGGGCAUGUACAGUGUCAUGAUCCAGAAGGUCAUUUUGCAUGAUGUCCUGAAGUUCUUGUUUGUCUAUAUCGUGUUCUUACUUGGAUUUGGAGUAGCCCUGGCAUCUCUGAUUGAGAAGUGCUCCCAGGACGACAAGGACUGCAGCUCCUACGGCAGCUUUGGGGACGCGGUGCUGGAGCUCUUCAAACUCACCAUAGGCCUGGGCGACCUGAACAUUCGGCAGAACUCCAAGUACCCCAUUCUCUUUCUGUUCCUGCUCAUCACCUAUGUCAUCCUCACUUUUGUCCUCCUCCUCAACAUGCUCAUCGCCCUCAUGGGGGAGACCGUGGAGAACGUCUCCAAGGAGAGUGAGCGCAUCUGGCGCCUUCAGAGAGCCAGGACAAUCUUGGAGUUUGAGAAGAUGUUGCCAGAAUGGCUGAGGAGCAGAUUCCGCAUGGGGGAAUUGUGUAAAGUGGCUGAGGACGAUUUCCGGCUGUGUCUGAGGAUUAAUGAGGUGAAGUGGACUGAAUGGAAAACACAUGUCUCCUUCCUGAACGAGGAUCCGGGGCCCAUCAAACGGACAGCAGACCUCAACAAGAUUCAAGAUUCUUCCAGGAGCAACAGCAAAACCACUCUGAAUGCAUUUGAUGAAAUAGAGGAAUUUCCAGAAACCUCGGUAUAGAAGCAGAG